Belonocnema kinseyi is the source of this 1650-nucleotide messenger RNA. RefSeq lists its product as uncharacterized. The record is from RefSeq and is a predicted model, not a curated record. Lineage: Eukaryota; Metazoa; Arthropoda; Insecta; Hymenoptera; Cynipidae. The transcript is spliced from 3 exons. The coding region runs from base 724 to 1290 and encodes 188 amino acids.
UUUGUACAGUGGUUCUGCGCACAAAGGGCACAAAGAGAAACACCAAAAUUUUCACUAAAUUAAUUAUCAUUGCAAUUUUUGUCAAAUAUAUACGAAUUUGUACUUCUUCUUAGUCAGUUUUAGUAGCCUUUAAAUCUGUUAAAAUGUGGUCAAAACAAAAAUUAAAUACGGUUAUCACUAAAAAUUACAAGAAAAGAUAAAUGUCGAAAUUUUGUUUAACCAACGAAAAUGUUACUUCAUGCGCGAAUAGUAAAUUAGUAUUAUGACGCGCACAUCAGCCUGCACAUGUGAUAUAGUUCAGCGAGAGCAGUUCAGCUGCAACAAAAAUAACCAAAAAUUUAAAGUUCAAAUUGAUUAACAGUUAAAAAGUACAAAAUAAUAUUACAAUUUGAUACGCCAGCAAACGACUUAACAGCUGAGUGGUGUGAAAAUAGCAGCAGGUUACCUGUUGGAUCUGUCCUGAUCGCACGUAGUUAAUGUAUAGUGUAUAUAUCGUUUGUCAGUGCUCAUCGGAAAUCUGAAGAUUCAAGAGAAAUCCCAUAGUAGUAAAUCGUGAGUUGCAGAGGGCGGGUGUUCUCGAUAAUGCACGGGAAUAAGCAUUGUGGGUCUGUCUGUGGUGAUGUUGAGUGUCAAUUUAUGAAAUUCUCGUGUUGAGGGCAAACCGCAAAGCGGUGCCUGAAACCCUGAAACCGGGGCAGUUCGUAUGGCUCGAGGCUUGGAAAUAUGGCCACUGUUUUCGAGAGUCCGUUCCUUUCAAAUAGGUUGCGCCAAAUUGAGGAGCGAUAUGAGGAACCCACGACUUUUGGCAGAUGUGAUUGCACAAGUUAUAGUUAUUUGGCACUGAGUGUGGUCCUUUUCACGGUCGGAACAGCCAUCACAAUUCUGGCUCUCGGGGAUGUGGCUGAAGGACAUGUUUUCUCCAACUUCGGACACAUGUGGCUCGUCGGCCCAAUUUUUAUUUGCUCUGGGCUGAUGGUAGCUGUCAAAUGCAUGCUCUACCUCAGAAGGAAGUCUGUGAUUCAAAUGAUUUUCCAUCAGAGACAAUUGUUCAGACAUUUACAGGAAUUAGCUGGUGCCCAAGGGAUCAGCGGAUCUGGUUCAGGUACUCCUGGCCCACCUUCAUAUGAUGUAAUUGUUCAAGGUCAAGGACCUAGCGACCUACCACCCCCUUCUUAUGCAGAAGCUAUUGCUUUAUUACAACAGGCCAGUGUUCAUGAUGCGAAACCUGACAGUGGAGCAGCACCGUGCUACAUGGACGAAGUGGGUGAGACCACGAGAAUCAAGCCCUAAACAGCGGAAAAUGUUUGUUUUUUUUUUAAAUUCUGUAAACAUACUUUUCUCAUUUAAAAAUUCUGCUUUACAUCAUAUCCGAAGUUAAUAUCAGACAAAUUAAAUCGCCUCGGCUAGAAUAAGUGAAAAGAUCCAAAUAAUACACAAAAUGACGAAACCGUUUCAUUUUGUGAUGAAAGAUUAGUUAGUACAAACGAAACAGAUUGUAACGGGUAAAGUUUUUUUUUCUAAAAACCGCUUUUUACUUGAUGUUUAAGAUAAGCACAAAUACGAAUUUCAGUAACAAACAGGUUAAAGAUUUAUAUAUUGCAUUUUACCGAUCGUAUUGAUCAAACAGAACGGUCAUCUUAAAAAGGUACU